This is a messenger RNA of Plasmodium coatneyi, 1656 nucleotides long. RefSeq names its product Aminopeptidase. The transcript has a single exon. Gene Ontology annotation, molecular function: zinc ion binding; aminopeptidase activity. Gene Ontology annotation, biological process: proteolysis. The record is from RefSeq and is a predicted model, not a curated record. Bases 1 to 1656 code for a protein of 551 amino acids. NCBI's taxonomy places the organism in Eukaryota, Apicomplexa, Aconoidasida, Haemosporida, Plasmodiidae.
AUGCAACGAACCGACGGCGCCAUGGAAAAGAAGGUGCGCGAAUACGCGCAGGGAGCAGUGAAGUUCAUACAAAAGAGCGGAAGCAACUUCCUGGCCUGCAAAAACCUGAGGGAGAAGCUAGAGGAAAAGGGAUUCAAGCGAAUCCAAGAAGGAGAAAAAUGGAACCUACGAAAAAAUGAAGGCUACGUAUGCAGUAAGCAGAACCGAAACAUAUGUGGCUUCUUCAUAGGUAAGGACUUUAACAUGGAGAAAGGAUCCAUCCUCAUUUCCAUUGGCCACGUAGACUCCUGUUGCUUGAAAAUAUCUCCUAACAACAACACCGUAAAAAGUAAGUUGAACCAAUUAAACGUAGAGUGCUACGGGUCCGGGUUGUGGUACACAUGGUUCGACCGUAGCUUAGGUUUGUCUGGUCAGGUAGUCUACAAGAAAGACGACAAGCUGGUGGAAAAACUCAUCCAGAUCAACAGGUCUAUCUUGUUCCUUCCCAGUUUGGCCAUCCACCUGCAAAACAGGACCAGGUUUGAAUUCUCAGUGAAGGUCAACUUUGAAAACCACUUAAAGCCGAUCCUGUCUACCGUUCUGUAUGAUCAGUUGGUGAAGGGGAAAAACAAGGGGGAAGUAAAUGCCCUCACGGAAGACGCCGUAGACAAGGAGAAAAUAUCGAACAAACGUCUUGACGGAGAUGACACCACCCCGAGUUGCCACUCCCACCAAGAAAAUUCAAACUCCUCCCCACUCCUCUACACACUAGCGAAAGAGUUGCAAUGUCAGGAAAAAGACAUCCUUGACUUCGAGCUGUGCCUAAUGGAUGUAAACGAGCCCUGCUUCACUGGGGCAUAUGAAGAAUUCAUCGAAGGGGCGAGAUUCGAUAAUCUGCUCGGUUCGUAUUGCGUCUUUGAGGCGUUUACAGAGAUGGUAGACAUGCUAAAGGGGAAAACGCAAACUACACCACCAGCAGGAGCAGCAACGGCAGGAACGGCAGGAACGGCAGGAUCCUCCUCUUCAAUGGUCCCCCCCGAGGCACACGCAAACCUCUACAUCUGUAUCGGCUACGACCACGAAGAAAUAGGCUCCCUCAGUGAAGUCGGCGCACAGUCCUACUUUACGCAAAACUUCAUCAAACGAAUUUUAACGGCCAUUUGUUCUUCCCAUGUUGGAGGGAACACACAACCCUCCUCUUCUCCUUCCUCCAUCGAUGAGCUCUAUGGAAGCCUCAUGAACAGAUCCCUCAUACUCAACGUAGACAUGGCUCACUGUAGUCACCCCAACUACCCAGAAACGGUGCAAUCAAACCACCAACUCUUUUUCCACGAAGGAAUUGCCAUAAAAUACAACACCAAUAGAAACUACGCCACCUCUCCCUACUACACAUGUCUACUAAAGAGGACCUUCGAAUUGUUCGCUUCCAACUUUAAUGAAAAAAUAAAAUACCAAAACUUCAUGGUGAAGAAUGAUACCCCCUGUGGUAGUACCGUAGGUUCUAUGGUUGCUUCGAACCUUUCCAUGCCGGGGGUUGACAUUGGCAUUCCUCAGCUAGCCAUGCAUUCGAUAAGGGAGAUCGCCGCUGUCAGGGAUAUCUACUACCUGGUCAAGGGUAUCUUGGCCUUCUACACUUACUACAGUAACGUGCAUGCUUCUUGUGUGCCCGAUGGGUAA